GGGGAGGGGAGAGCGUCCCAGCACAGGAAAAAGUCGAGGCAGUGACGUGUGGUAGGCAGAACAGUGCYGGCCGCCCUGAGAACACAGCCCCAUGCGCUGCCCUGGAGCCUACCACCCACCUCCACCASCCACCUUGGUCCCCACUGCAGCCAAUGUUCCGUUCACGCCGUGCCGGGCUGGUGCGGCGGCUGUGGCGGCAGCGCUGUGYGGCAGCGAGCCCUGAGGACGGCCCCGGUGCCCUCAAACCGGCAGCACACGCGCUCUUCAAGAAGCUGAAGGAUGAGGAGCUGGAGCUGCUGGUGCAGGUGGUGGAGAGCCGGGGCGCCUGCGAGUCCGGCUGCAUUUUGGCACCACGGGGGGAGCCACGAGGGGUCAAGCAGGGGCUCGCCCCUCACGUCCUGCUCUGCCGUCUCUUCCGCUGGCCUGACCUCCAGCAGUCCCACGAGCUCAAGCACCUCUGCUACUGCACCAGGGGCCGGGGAGGCUGCGGGGACUUGGCUGUGCUGUGCUGCAACCCSCACCACUUCAGCCGCCUGGCUGUACCUGAAACCCCGCCACCCCCCUACUUGAAGGCAUCCUGCGGUCCCUCCUGGCCAGAUAAGCCCCGGCAACGCAGCAGUCAGCUCCUGGACUUCAGCUACAACGGUGGGCACUGGGGCGACACCAGCCUCUCACGGAGCACCGUCAAGGAUGGCUGCUGGUGCAAACUGGCUUACUGGGAGUACCGGACACGCGUGGGCCGCCUCUACGCUGUGCAUGAGGCAUCGGUGAAUGUCUUCUGUGAGCUGCCCCGGGGCAGUGGGUUCUGCCUGGCCCAGCUGCCAGCUGCCCACCGCAGCCGUGCCGUCCGGCGGGCACGAGGCAAGAUUGGCCGGGGGCUGCUGCUGAGCCAGGAGCCAGGGGGUGUCUGGGCGUACAACCGCAGUGAGCACCCCAUCUUCGUCAGCUCGCCCACCCUGAGCCCCACCGGUGCUUGCGGGCUCACUGUCCUCAAGGUGCUGCCUGGCUACUCGGCAAAGGUGUUCGAUUAUGAGCGGGCAGGGGACAGAGGGGGCUGGCAGCUCCCUGGGGAGGGACCCUGUGACCCCCACAGCAUCCGCAUCAGCUUUGCCAAGGGCUGGGGACCCUGCUACUCCCGGCAGUUCAUCACCUCCUGCCCAUGCUGGCUUGAGGUCCUGCUGAACCGGCCACGCUGAGAGGCUGGGGCUGGGGGGCAGUGCCAGGGAGCUCCCCCAAAGCAGGUUCACAAGCUGGAGGGCCCUUCUACUGUCCCCUGGCCUGUGUCUUCCAGGGUUGUGUUGCAGCAGGAUUGUCCUGGCUCUGGGGAUUCUCUGCUCCAGUGCUGAGCACCCCCCUUGCCUGGCUCACCACCCUGCCAGCACCUGCUUCCCCCAGCCAUUGGGCUCUCAGUGACACAGGGCGCUAUUUAAUAUUUUUUUAAUUAUUAUUUUAACGUUCAAGUUUAUAUUAAUUUAUCUAUUUUAAAAAAAAAAAAAACAACCAAAAACUAAGCAUGAGGUAGGAGUCCCCAUUCUCAGGGCAAGGCCUGGGGGCAGCAGCCAGGGCUGGUGGGGACAGGGGAAGUAGGACAGAAGGGAAGUGGGAUGGAGUGGGGAGGAGGCGGGGGGAGCUGUGGGCCUGGGUGUCACAGCAGACAAGGGGAACGGGAGUGAACUGGGACUGCUGGGGGAUAGGGCAGGUGAGCACAGCUGGAGUGUGGGGCAGGUUAGAACAGCUGGAUAGGUAUGGGGCAGGUAGAACGAAGGGGAGGGCAGGUGAGCACAGCUGGAAUGUGGGGCAGGUGCUGGGGCAGGUGAGCAUAGCUCGAGUGUGGACAGGCUAGAACAGCCGGGUAGGUAUGGGGAUGUAGAAUGAAGGGGGAGGCUGGUGAGCACUCCUGGGGUGGGGGCUGGUUCAGGGUUACCCAAGGUGGGUCACAGGCCCGGGGAAUCCUUCAACCAUUCUGGCAGCAUGGGGGAGCCUCGAGCAAGUGCAGCCGUGGGAAUCCGGGAUUGCCGAAUCGUGUCUGCAGUUUUUAAACACAAAUAAACGAUGCCACCGGCACCAAGAGACCCCCGUGUCCCU
Molecule: messenger RNA, 2085 nt
Organism: Malurus melanocephalus (red-backed fairy wren)
Lineage: Eukaryota; Metazoa; Chordata; Aves; Passeriformes; Maluridae
Product: mothers against decapentaplegic homolog 6-like
Exons: 4
Coding region: 153-1196 (347 amino acids)
Biological process (GO): SMAD protein signal transduction; transforming growth factor beta receptor signaling pathway; anatomical structure morphogenesis
Cellular component (GO): heteromeric SMAD protein complex
Molecular function (GO): transcription regulator inhibitor activity; I-SMAD binding
Source: RefSeq, a predicted model, not a curated record